AGACCCAAAUGUUGUGUACCUAUCGUCGAACACUUAUAAACCCAAACCCAUGGUCGUACUCCUCCAUUCCAACCGUUGCCCCUUUUCAGUUUGGCUCCACAGGACAUCCAAGUCAUUCAUCGCCCGUCCUUGGCUUCGAGCCUCUUUCGAGCAGCCACUACUGCAAGAAGCAAUCCCUCUACCCUUCCUUUCCAGGUCACCGACCUUCUCUCCACAAUGUUCUGGCCCACCCUUCUCGCCCUCAUCGCGGGCGCCGAAGCGCUCCCCCAAUUCGGCGGCGGCGGCGGCGGCAACCGCGUCACCAUGCUACGCUUCGGCUGUACCCAGGUAGUCAUCGACCGGAUCGACCCGCUCGUCAACCCGGGCCAGAUCCCCUCUCCGCACGUGCACCAGAUCGUGGGCGGGAACGGGUUUAACGUGUCGAUGCCUCACACGGACAUUUCCGAGCUGGCCAGCUGCACAACCUGCCAGUUCUCCGAGGACUUCUCCAACUACUGGACAGCCAACCUGUACUUCAAGGCUCGCAACGGGACCUACAAGCGGGUGCCGCAGGGCGGUGCGGCGUUGCAGUUUAAUGAUCAGUUUAGCACCCAGAUUAAUGGUGGCGUGUUGGUUUAUUAUGUGUCGGCUGAUCCGGGGAAGAUUACGGCUUUUAAGCCGGGAUUCCGUAUGCUCAUCGGCGACCCGAACAUGCGCUCGAGACCCAACACCAAGCUGAAGAGACAAAACUGCUACCGCUGCUACACCGGCCCCAACUUCGGCGGCGACAUCGGCGCUCCGUGCCAGGAUGACCGAGUCGACUCGGAGGCUCUUCCCAACAAGCCCUGCCCGGGCGGUAUCCGAUCCAAUAUCCACUUCCCAACCUGCUGGGACGGUAAAAACCUCGACUCCCCCAACCACCAAGACCACGUAGCCUACCCGACCUCCGGGCCCGCCACUUUCUUAUCGCUGGGCGGCUCCUGCCCGUCUACACACCCGGUCCGCAUCCCGCAGCUCAUGUACGAAGUAGUCUGGGACACGACCAAGUUCAACAACAAGGCCGAGUGGCUCGCCGAUUACGUGUUUGGCUGGAAGGGCGAUUCCCUCCAAAAGGCCAUGGAUACCGCCGGUUGCAUGGGCGCUAGGUGCGCGAGUCUGAAGACGCAGAAGAUUGAGGAUGCGAGGAAGUGUGCGGUUAAGAAGUUGGCUAAGGAGGAUUAUGAUGGUUGGCUUACCAAGCUUCCUGGUAUGGAUAUGCCGAUGUGAAGAGGUCACUGGUUGUAUGCAC
Neurospora tetraspora is the source of this 1267-nucleotide messenger RNA. RefSeq lists its product as uncharacterized. The record is from RefSeq and is a predicted model, not a curated record. The transcript is spliced from 3 exons. The coding region runs from base 217 to 1245 and encodes 342 amino acids. NCBI's taxonomy places the organism in Eukaryota, Fungi, Ascomycota, Sordariomycetes, Sordariales, Sordariaceae.